Molecule: messenger RNA, 1158 nt
Organism: Coprinopsis cinerea okayama7#130
Lineage: Eukaryota; Fungi; Basidiomycota; Agaricomycetes; Agaricales; Psathyrellaceae
Exons: 3
Coding region: 1-1158 (385 amino acids)
Source: RefSeq, a predicted model, not a curated record
AUGAACUUUUCCACCUUCAGUCUCGCUGGUGCCCUCGGUCCGCCUUCCCCGUCUCCUCUUGCCGGUGACCCCUACAAUCCGACUCUUGACUCCAUCGCAUUCCACGAGCGAUUUUCGUACUCCAUCCCUGGAAUAUCCCCAUAUCAUUUGCCUUCUUACCCCACAAUCCAUUACGCGCCAACCAUCGAUAAUCUUUAUGAACCGGCCUCACUCAGCACAGGUUCAGGGCCUAUCGAUGCUUCCCUUGCCUCCUCACCUGACCGUGAAUCAUCGCCCCCCCUCCCACAUGGUGGUGCCGUCCAGUGCCGCUACGACCGAGCGACCGACAACGCCGACAACAUUCACUUCCUUACCACUCCCUCUCCACGAUCAACCGACACCACUCUCGCAGCUUUGUCUGACCAUGUGUCAUCUCCCCUCAACCCCACUAAACAACUACUUCAAUCUGAAUACGCCUCACAGACACUCGACGAGCCGCGUUCCCACUUCCUUUCCACAACCGAAAGGCGCACCCGCCGUGACAACGCCCUUAGCGCCUUCUAUAGGUCGUCGUGUGUUCGUUUCCUUACCGACUUCCUCCUAAACCCCAAGCAUUGGAAAGAUAUCGUCGCCGCUAAUCCCGGUCUAGGCCCGUGCUCUGCCCCCCAGUGUGCUUCCAAAGAAGUCUUGUGCCUUCCGUCAGACGUUUUGGGGUGCACCAAUUGUGUCCGUCUUGGCCUGACUUGUUCUCAUGUCGACACUUGCCUUAUCGUCUUCAUUUCCGCCAAAGCGAACAUCGACACGGCCUUAGCUCGGAAAUUCCUGGACGCGUUGGCCAUUCAGAAAGAUAGCGCACUCGCUGCUAAUUCAAGGACACAAGGUGGAAUCACACCACUUUUACACUAUGUCUCUGCCUUGGAAGAUUACUUAGAUUCGGCGAAAGACCGGCCCGAGACGCCGCCGCCUGCAAACUUGGCCCUUAACCUGCGCAAGGCUAUCUUUAUUGCUACAUUCGUUAGAACCGCUGAUGUCGCUCGCGUGAACGCUCAACAGGGAAUGCUCCAUGAUAUCGCCCUCAUUCUCAAGCACGCUGCCACUGAUCGCACCUUAUCCGCCGAACAAGCUGUCCAGCAAAUUGUUUCUCUGUUCCGAACUCGCCCUUUCUUGUCCCAUCCCUGA